Messenger RNA from Sipha flava (yellow sugarcane aphid), 907 nucleotides. RefSeq lists its product as uncharacterized. The record is from RefSeq and is a predicted model, not a curated record. The transcript is spliced from 3 exons. Lineage: Eukaryota; Metazoa; Arthropoda; Insecta; Hemiptera; Aphididae. Bases 108 to 494 code for a protein of 128 amino acids.
UGAGGUUUUGCGCCCGUUUGGUGCUUAUAAAACGUCUCAUCUAUUCAUUUUGUUUUACUUUUACACUAAACUCAGCCGCCGACUAUCCAUUAAAGAUAAACUUGAAAAUGUCUACACCAAUGAGAAUCCUGUCUUAUGAAAUUAUUUUGGUAUUUACUAUUUUAACUGGGUUAUUACCAGUAUUGACCAAUGGCAAUGUCAUAGAACAGAGAUCAUUACAAAGAGAAUUUGGAGAUAACUCUCCCGAAAUUAUAUCAAUGAAUGACAAAGACGAAUUCCGUGAAUAUAAUGGACCUGUUAUUAAUGAUUAUGGCAUGCAAGCAUUACAAACAAAGAGCGAUAACCAAUACCUAGAGAACGCGCUGAUCAACUUUUUAAUUUAUAAACAAAUGAUGAACAACAAAAUGCAAGCCCGGACGGAUUUGAUUCGUGCACAAAAGAAGAGGAGUUACUGGAAGCAAUGCGCUUUCAACGCAGUGUCUUGCUUCGGUUAGUCGCACGACGGCCAUAAACAAAUAUUGUCUACAAGCCAAGAAAUAACAUUUACGAUGUAACCGUUUAGCCCUUUAUCUAACUAUACAAUGCUUAUACUAUAUUACAUUAUCUACUAAAAUAACCUCCAGAUGUGUUUUAUUUCGAUUGCACAUAAUACUAUGAUAACAGUUACAUAUUAUACAAUAAUUAUAUUAUAUUAUUUACUAUUUAGUGAUGAGCGCGUCAAAACGUAUAAUGUUCGCGCGUAUUGCAAAAACCAACAAUUUAUUAAUUUAUUCAAGUAUAUUUUACCAAUAAUAUAUUAAAUUAUGUAUACAUAAUAAUAAUUGUAAUGAUAAUAAUAAUAUAAAAAUAUUACCCUUACGUUUAUAUUCCCUAUACACACCGCAGCAAACAUAAAAUCAUUAUAAUG